Molecule: messenger RNA, 1601 nt
Organism: Spinacia oleracea (spinach)
Lineage: Eukaryota; Viridiplantae; Streptophyta; Magnoliopsida; Caryophyllales; Amaranthaceae
Product: thiamine thiazole synthase, chloroplastic
Exons: 2
Coding region: 257-1333 (358 amino acids)
Biological process (GO): thiamine biosynthetic process
Source: RefSeq, a predicted model, not a curated record
AGUCGUAAUUAUUUUUUGAAACAGUAUAUUUUAUUUAGGAAGAAAGAGUGAAAGAGCAGUUAAGAUUUUUUAGGGAUGAUUGUUGAAAUCAUACCAUUCACUCACAUAUAGGGUGAUUUAUUUGUUUUGCAUUAUAAUUUUUAUAUUGAAUAUUCAUUAAAUCCCCUAUAAAAUCCAUCACUUCCCUUGACUGAAACGCACAUUUAUUUUUUCUCUCCUCUCUAAACCUCUUUCCUUUCUACUAAAAAAAAUAAAAAUGGCUUCAAUGGCUUCCGCCGCCCUAUCUUCCAAAUUAAGCAAGCCGGUCUUCCUAGACUCGGCUGUCUAUGGAACCCCUUUAACCACCCCAAUCCACAAAUCUAUCUACUACAAGCCAUCCACCAAGUCUAGCAUUUCCAUGUCUGCCGCCCCAGCCCCAGCCCCAGCCCCACUCCCGUACGACCUUAACAACUACAAAUUCGACCCUAUCCGUGAAUCCAUCGUGGCUCGGGAGAUGACCCGGCGUUACAUGACCGACAUGAUCACGUACGCAGAUACCGAUGUGGUCGUGAUCGGGGCCGGGUCAGCCGGGCUUAGCUGUGCUUACGAGCUGAGCAAGAACCCAAACAUCAACAUAGCCCUCAUUGAGCAAUCCGUGAGCCCUGGAGGAGGAGCAUGGCUCGGUGGCCAGCUUUUCUCCGCCAUGAUCGUCCGCAAGCCUGCUCAUCACUUCCUUGAUGAGCUUGAGAUCGAUUACGAUGAGCUAGAACACUACGUGGUUAUCAAACAUGCUGCCCUUUUCACCUCCACCAUUAUGUCAAAGCUUUUGGCCCGACCGAAUGUGAAGCUAUUUAACGCUGUUGCGGCUGAGGAUUUGAUCGUGAAAGGAGGCCGUGUUGCUGGGGUUGUGACAAACUGGGCACUAGUUUCAAUGAACCACAACACACAGAGUUGUAUGGACCCAAACGUGAUGGAGGCUAAGGUUGUGGUUAGCUCAUGUGGACAUGAUGGUCCAUUUGGUGCAACCGGUGUGAAGAGGUUGCAAGAUAUUGGUAUGAUUAAAACUGUACCAGGGAUGAGUGCUUUGGACAUGAACCUUGCUGAAGAUGCUAUUGUCAGGUUGACUAGGGAGGUUGUUCCUGGUAUGAUUGUUACUGGUAUGGAAGUUGCCGAGAUUGACGGCGCUCCACGAAUGGGUCCAACUUUCGGCGCUAUGAUGAUUUCAGGACAAAAGGCGGCCCACCUAGCUCUGAGAGCAUUGGGCCUAGACAAUGCUCUAGACGGUACAGUAGCAGAGCCCAAACCUGAGUUCACUCUGGCUUCUUCUGAAACAACAGACGUUGUUGAUGCUUAAGUAAAUGAAGGCCCAAACCCAACCCAUACUAUGCCUAAUGUUGCAGAAGGCAAGGAGAGUGUAAUAAUAUGGGUGUUGUUGAUUCAACCCCCUUAAUUAGGUCAUUUUGUGUGUUGUAAAUGCAACUUUCUUUAGAACCUUUCAUUUCUUUUCCUAAAUGGUUAGUACUUUGGUCCUUUUCUUGAUCAAAAUCCGAGCAUUUUGUUCGUGAUUUAUGUUUGAAACUUUCAAGUGACAAUGUUAUAUUAUGGGGGUGUGGCGUUUGACA